This is a messenger RNA of Dentiscutata heterogama, 2094 nucleotides long. Lineage: Eukaryota; Fungi; Glomeromycota; Glomeromycetes; Diversisporales; Gigasporaceae. The record is from the annotation of a GenBank genome assembly.
AUGAAGCGCCAAAGGAGCGAAGAAGAAACUAGCAGCGAUGAAAACAUAUCAGAUAAUAGUGAUGUGGACACUGAAGACAUUAGUGAUGUGGACAUUGAAGACGAUGAAGGGACUAUUAGCAGUGCAAUGAGUGAUUGUGAAAUAUCUGAUCAAAAGGAAAAACAGGUGCAAUAUGAAAUUGGCACUAAUGGUUAUCUACGUCAGAUAUUACCAGAAAUCGAUCCAAUAUAUGAAAGUGAUUCUUCUACUGAAAAUCCAGUCAAUACCGUGGGUAAUAUACCGAUGGAAUGGUAUAAUGAUUAUCCACAUAUUGGAUAUGACAUCGAUGGCAAAAAAAUCAUGAAACCUGCUACAAGUGAUGAACUGGACAAAUUUUUGGAUAAUAUGGAAGAUCCUGAUUCAUGGUUACGUGUAAAAGAUGUUUUAUCACAACAGAACGUUAAAUUAAGUGACGAAGAAUUAGAGAUUAUUCGUAGAAUACAGAUGGGUGCAUUUCCAGAUCCAAAUUAUGAUCCGUAUGAACCAACUGUUGAGUGGUUCACUGGCAAACCAGAAGUGAUGCCACUCAACGCGACGCCUGAACCCAAGAGGCGUUUCGUACCUUCAAAAUGGGAAGCAAAACGUAUAAUGAAAAUUGUUCGUGCUAUUCGCCAAGGACGUAUUGUACUCGGUAAAACUCAGACACCAAAACCUCGUUAUUAUAGUUUAUGGACAGAUAAUGAUAAACCGCGCGAAGAGCACAUUAUGCAGAUACCUGCACCUAAAAUAAAGUUACCCGAACAUGAUGAGAGCUAUAAUCCUCCUGCAGAAUAUUUACCAACAGGCAAAGAAAGAGAGGAAUGGGAAAAGACGGACCUGGAUGAUAGAGAAAAGGAUUAUUUGCCCAAAAAAGCUGUUCCAGCAUAUGGACGGUUUAUUCAAGAGCGAUUCAGUAGAUGCCUCGACUUGUAUUUAGCCCCGCGUAUGCGAAGGAAUAAACUUAACAUUGAUCCGGAAUCACUCUUGCCUAAAUUACCUAAUCCAAAAGACCUUCAACCUUUUCCAACAUCAAUUACUCUUUCAUACGAUGCUCACAAAGGUCGUGUACGCGAGUUCUCUAUUGAUCCAUCUGGAAUAUGGUUGCUGUCUGGGUCUGAUGACAAGACUAUAAGGAUGUGGGAAAUUACAACAGGACGUUGUGUUAAAACCUGGGAUGUGAAUGAAAUUGUGCAUUCCGUGGCUUGGUGUCCAAAUAAGGAUAUCUGUGCAUUUGCAGUUGCUAUUUCGAAUAAAGUUAUUAUAAUUUCACCACCUGCUAUACGUGAUGAUGGAACUACAAAUUUAACAGCUCAAUAUGUUACAUCUGGAUUUAACACUGAGAAAAAUGAAAAACAAAUGAAAUUAGUUGAAUGGAUAAAACCACCAACGGAACAGGGAGACGGAUUCCUUGUAAUUGUGCAGCACGCACAUAACAAGGUUGUCAAACAAAUUACAUGGCAUCGAAAGGGUGAUUAUUUUGCGACUGUGGCGCCUGAUGCGGGCAACCAAGCCAUCUUGAUUCAUCAACUUUCGAAACAUCAAACUCAACAACCUUUUCGCAAGGCAAGGGGUAUGGUUCAACGCGUCAUGUUCCACCCUAUAAAGCCCUUAUUCUUUGUGGCGACUCAAAGAUUCGUACGCAUCUAUAAUUUGGUAAAACAAGAAUUAAUUAAAACAUUGCAAUCGGGAGUUAAAUGGAUUUCCAGCCUGGAUAUUCACUCAAUGGGUGACAAUGUCAUAAUAGGAAGUUAUGAUAAACGAUUAUGUUGGUUUGAUUUGGACCUUUCAUCGAGGCCAUACAAGGCAUUACGGUUUCAUUCAAAAGCUAUUCGUAGCGUUACUUUCCACAAACGCCUACCACUUUUUGCAUCGUGUAGUGACGAUGGAACCAUCCAAAUAUUUCAUGGUAUGGUUUAUAAUGAUUUGCUUCAAAAUCCCUUAAUUGUUCCUGUAAAGAUAUUAAAGACGGGUCAUCAAGUAGUAAACAAUCUAGGUGUUUUACAUUGUGAGUUUCAUCCUACUCAACCAUGGAUAAUAUCUUCAGGCGCAGAUCAUUCAUUAAAACUAUGGACAUAA